Molecule: messenger RNA, 4132 nt
Organism: Syngnathoides biaculeatus (alligator pipefish)
Lineage: Eukaryota; Metazoa; Chordata; Actinopteri; Syngnathiformes; Syngnathidae
Gene: zc3h3
Product: zinc finger CCCH-type containing 3
Exons: 14
Coding region: 335-2989 (884 amino acids)
Cellular component (GO): nucleus
Molecular function (GO): metal ion binding
Source: RefSeq, a predicted model, not a curated record
GUUAUACACAUUCUUCUGAUGAAGUGGUCAUUGGCUAAUUUUCUGCCAUCGCUUGUCAUAUUCAUCCACAACUUCUGUUUUUUUUUGUUGUUUGUUUGUUUUUUACAGUUUGUGACAGUCGUAGAUUUCCAGCACACACUAGAUUCGCCAGAGCAUCCGGAUUCUAACGUGCAUACCAUGUGUCCAUGUUAGAAAGGUCGACGUUCGUAGAGAAGACAACGCAUAGAAACUGAAACACCUGCCUUUUAUUUUCCGAAACUGAAGGGGGCGGUGAUGCAACAGUAAUCUGGUUGUCAACCACCGUAAUAUAAGAAGAAGAGAAACCGACCUAAACAUGGAGCAGCGAGAAUCUCUGAAACGGCAGAUUGAUCUUCUACAAAAUCUCAUCGAUAAGCACAAGAGUGUCCAUGGCAACAUGCCGAGGCAUCCAGUGGUCUCUACAUCAUCCAGAGGGAGGAGCCAACUGACAUCUGUCAUCAAUCCACACACCUCUUAUGCUCUUCCGAGCCAUGGUAGCUGGAGGAAGUGGAACUCUCUCAAAAAUAAUCCUGUGUCCAACUCUGUGUCCUAUGUUUCUAACUGCACUUCAGAACAUCAUUCAAACAUUCAGGUUUCAACUCAGAAUGCUUCGAUACCCAGCCACACUGAUGAAAAAAGUGGUACAGCCAAAUUCCCCCCUUUAUCAUCAGAGAUUAUUCAACUCAAGGAAGAAGGACAAACAGAAAGUGCUUCCGCAGAGAUUGGAAAUGUUGCAACAGAAACAAUAGACACCUGUAAAAAAGUGGUGGCUGUACCUCAGUCAGACUUGAGAAUACAAAGUACGCAACAUCAAAGAGUUGAAGAAACUGUUCUACUCCCGGUGGGAAAAGCGAGGGGGCCUUUUGAAAGCCACUUUUCAGCCAAAGCCAGCGCACUGACCCGUGUGUCGGUCAUGUCCCAUUUCCAGAAUCAACAUUAUUUAAAAACUAAAAUCAACAAAAUUAAGACCCAAUGCCCAGAUUACAAAAAGCAGAUGGCCCUGGAUGUAAGAUCGUCACCUCGAUCUUCACCUUCUCAGGUGCUACAACAACCUUCCAAAGACCUUCCUUUGUCUCAGUCAAGCCAUGCCAUAGGCAGGGUAUCAUUUAAAAAAAAAUCCAAAUUUACUUGGGUUAAGAAUCGUAUUUUUGAAGAAAUGGAACCCAAACCAUAUGACUUGGCUACUUCGUCCACAAAUGAAGUCACUUCGAUACUUGAUGCUAAAGCUGGAGUCUUAAAUUCAAGCUCCCUCUCAUCCCCAGUAAGUAAGCGAACCCCUGCCAAAAAGUCACGCAAACUCAGUCCUGUUAUCACAGGGGCAAGGGCAUCCAACUACAAAUGGGUUUCCUCCUCUGCUGGGGUACAAGCUAGGACUUUUAGAAAGUCACCAUCUGCUAAACCUUUGACUAACACUCAGAAAGCUUUGGAAAAAGGAGAUGUUACGAAGAAACUCAAAUCAAGCUCUUUUAGCUGUACAAAACUGAAAAGGGGAUAUGCAACUUCCCCUACUAGUUCUUCAUUUAGUAGGUAUCGCUGGAAGGCUGGUUGUCCCAAGUAUUCUGUAGUAGAGACAGCAGGGGAAGCAGGGGCCCACUGUGAAUCUACCUUUGUUUGGACCGCAGAAAAAAAUAGAGGAAAAAAAGGGAUUGUUUUUUCUGCCUUACCCGCCAUCCAAUCAUCCCCCAAUUCAUUCAAGCUUCACAGCAGGAUGAAAAUCAUCAGGAAGUCGGCUAAUAGCGGAAGCAGAUCAAUGAAGGGAGGCCUAUCACCAGCUGCAAAACACUCCACAAGGAGCCCCAUACACAGCCAGAUGAGGACUCCGAUAGGAGCUCAAAGGACUCAUACCAGGGAGCUUGUUGCUUUUGGGAGACACAAAUUGAGACGACUUUCUCCUACUUCAUCGAGAACAAGUCCAGCUUUUUCCUCUCACUAUACUCCUCCCUCACAGAGGAUGUAUCGACCACAAUACAAGAUGGUUAAUCACCCAGGCUCCAGUGCUGCAUACACUCUUCCCUACCAUCCAACCCUCACCUGGAGAGCGAAGAAAAUCCAGUCAGCCAGGAGUUUCCUCCAGAGUCGUCAGAGAUCAUCUCUCAACAGAUACACAGCAACUACUCAUCACUGGAAAGAAUCUGGCAUGUGUUGGAUUCGGGGUAAUCUUUACCAAGUCUCUGCCAAUAAACUGUCCCGCACAGUCUCUCACAACAUCCAAACAGGAAAAGGUUCCAAUUUUAACCAAGGCUCUGCUGUAAAUUCAGCUACCAAUCGACCCUAUAGCCCACGUCAUUUUGCCAGCCGUGCAGUCCAGCGCAGUCUUGCCAUAAUCAGACAAGCUCGUCAAAAGAAGCAGCGGCAGUACUGCAUGUACUACAACCGUUUUGGCAAAUGCAAUCACGGAAGCAGCUGUCCUUACAUUCAUGACCCUGACAAAGUUGCUGUGUGCACCAGAUUUCUACGUGGUACAUGCAAACAACCUGAUGCGGCGUGUCCAUUUUCCCAUAAGGUUGUCAAGGAGAAGAUGCCAGUUUGCUCAUACUUUCUGAAGGGAAUCUGCAACAACAGCAGCUGUCCUUACAGUCAUGUCUAUGUUUCCCAUAAGGCAAAAGUGUGUGAAGACUUUGUCAAAGGCUUUUGCCCUGAAGGAGAAAAGUGUAAGAAGAAACACACUUUGGUGUGUCCAGAGUUCUCCAAGACUGGUUCCUGUCCUUUUGGAGCUCGCUGUAAGUUGCAGCACCGUCAACGUGCCAAACGAUGUGCAUCUACCUUUGUGAGCGUAUGUAACGUUGAACCUUCCAAGAGGCCCCAUCCAUCUGUGGUCAUUCCAAAAGGCUCGCUGGAAACUCCGGGUACACCUUCCAUAAGAUCACUACCAUCAUUUAUCUCCCUUUCAAACUCUCCAGAGGAGCCAGAUGCGCCAGACCCACAGCUAGCCAAGACUACUCCAUCUAAAGCAAAGAAAAAAAGACAGUGAUUGACUCAGAUCAAUGAUACGUAAGUACCGGGAGCGGCCGGCCGGCCCUCCGGCAUUUCAGCGGAACCUGCACAUUCCUUCUACGCUUUGUUGAAAGCCACAACACAUUGUGACCAUGUUGUGGCGCGGCAUGUGUCCUUGUACUAAGGGCGGUCGAUUGUGGACUGUGGAGGCACUCCUGUGGCGGCCCCCAAAUCCUUCUGCCAGACGAGUGCACCCGAGCUCAGUGCAGUUCGCUAAAGUUCAUUGGUAAUGGUUGUCAAGCGAUCAAGUGUUAGUGCAUGCUCCUCCUCUUUCUCAACAAUUCUGCCCGCUUCUCCCUUUUCAGCACAAAAGAGCAUCACUAUCAUCUAACAAUGAUGUAAAUUGUGGCUGCGAUUCAGUUCUCAAACAUAAUUGAAGGAAGCAUAUCUGUUUAUAACCAUAUUCUCACCCAGAAGAUAAAAGAGCGCCAAUAACAACCCGUAGCGAUGUUUUUCACUCUCAAAAAGACACCUGUUCCAAGGACGCAAUGGGGGAGGUGCGCCAACCGGUCAGAGGAACUGUAAAAUACGCCUGCAGCGCGAUUAGUAAUUUAUUGUGUCCCACCUCAUAUGUAGUGAUCAUUAAAAUUUUAUCAGAUUUUUAAAAAUAUAACGUUUUUUACUUUUUAUAGGAAAAUGCUUCUACCGGGUCCUGGAAAAAGCAGAACAAAAUGUAUGGAGAUGUUUAUAUACAGUAUUUAUUUCUCAAAUAAAUGUUUUGCCGUCAAAAAGGAUUUAAGCUUUGGUUUCAUUCUAGAAUACUGUAUGUACUUCUUUUUUUUCAUCUACCAAGGUUCGAAUGAGAGAAAUGUGAGAAAAUAUUAUAAAGUGUGGGUUUAUAAACAGAGGUUAAGCGUGAAAAUCUUAUAUACUGGAAAUGAAAAAACAUACUAUAAAUGAAAAAACAAAGCUGGAAACAAAAAAACGUUGCCUGUAAAUGAAAAAAAAAACCAUCCUGUAAAUGAAAAAAAUAUAUAAUGAAUGAUAAAACAAAAAACUACUUUACACAGAUUUCCAGUUAGGGGUCGCCACAGCUCCCUCUUGUGCAUCCUCUUCUCUAACACCCACUGUCCUCAUGUCCUCCCUCACAACAUCCAUCAGCCUUUUCUUUGGUCUUCCU